This is a messenger RNA of Stylophora pistillata, 5346 nucleotides long. RefSeq lists its product as uncharacterized. The record is from RefSeq and is a predicted model, not a curated record. Lineage: Eukaryota; Metazoa; Cnidaria; Anthozoa; Scleractinia; Pocilloporidae.
AGUAACAGCGUGAUAUUGACACAUACCAAUUUGUUCGUGGAAUCUGGAUUGUUAUGAGAAUAUCGAGCCCUAUUGUUGUUUGUGUCUAAAAUGACGAGUUGCACGGUCAGUUAAUCGCAAGAAUCGAAGAAAACGAUGCCUGAGUGGAGAAAGCGUCGGAAUAACAGGGCUUAAAGUACUCACAAUCACAGGUGGUUGAUCUAAUAUGGAUAGGUGUGGCAGCAUACCACAUACCAUUAAACGAAAAUGUUCUGACAUUUCAAAUGAUGUUGGUCAUACAGGUAAAAAGACUCGACUACAAGUCACUAUCCCUAAGCUCAAACUGUCUGAACAACAGUUACAAGGAUUAAAAAAAUUGACCACAAAACUCCAAAGGGCAUCAGUUAACAAGGAAUGUGGAAUUCCCUCAAGUAUCACUGGUGUUGCAAACACAUCAACUAUGGAGGAAGUUGCAGACCUGGCACCAUCAACGGCUCAAACAGUAAGAAGAAAAGAAACAAUUACUGAAAAGGAGAGUCCUGUGAGGCACAGCUUGUCAGACCUCUUGAGUGGAUCAUCUGUCAUCUCUCACAUUGAAACAUACCCUGAUUGUGAAGAGAUUGAUGUGGAAAGGAAUGUAUGUGAGGUACCUACUGGGAAGAGUUGUCUCAAUCGAAAGUCACCGAAGGCUUGUUUGUUUUAUUCAGAUGAGCCCCUUCCUAGUGAGAAUGGUGGCUCUCCAUCUUUAUGGAACAAAGACUGUAUUACAGUACCUUGUUAUCCAGAUGUUGUGUCUGAGACUUGCCAGCAGGUGGCAGAAGAUUUUGGCAAGACAUCAUGGAAUUAUAAUGGCCAAGAAGCUGGUCUCAAAACUGCAAAUACUGAGCAAGAUGAAUCAGGUUGUUGUAAAGAGAACCAACAGUUGCAAUCUGGAAACAACAAAGAUAUUUUUUCAGAUGAUUACAAGGAUGAGCCAGAAUCUUUAAGUGCUAAUCACUACCAGAGUAUUGUUGAGGUUAUGAAUUCCCUCCUGACAAGUUUUGCUGAAGAAAAGGAAGCAAAGGCACAGCUGGAAGAAAAGAACCAAGAACUUUAUUCAGAGUGUGAAAGACUGAAGAAACUUGUAAAGGACUUUCAACUUACCUCAACGGCGAAAGCUGAAACUGUCUCGAGAGGGAUUCAAAUUAAUAUGGACUUGAGCCUCCGCCGCGGGAGAGCUGUUGAUAGGGCAACCUCCCCAGUUGGGAUAAGGGGUCCCUCUCCAGAUGUUACCCUUCUCUCAUAUUCUAUCGGAUGUCAGGCAAGUCCAGAAGAAGUAGCACCCCCAAAGAAAAUGACGUCCAGUUUUUGUCAAACAGAUCCUGAAGUUAUGCUUGGAUUGCCACCACGAUCCUCAACGGAAAAUGCUGUUGCUACGAGGGUGCAAGGCAUUGUCAUGCCUAGCAUCCAGGGAAGAGCUCCUGUUGAGCCUCUUGUUAGCAAUCCCAAGCCGCCAAACCCCUUUCAAGUGGCAUAUAACUCACCAAUUCUUUGUCAACCAGGAACUGGAAUGAAUGUUCCACAAGUAGAUUUUCAUCCUCCACCGUUUACACAAGGACAAAGGUCAAGCGACUUGAUGAGCAAACAGCUCUACACAACCAGUCUCGAUACUCGUUACCCCGUGAAUAUUGCGCAGACUUCGGGUUCUAAUACUGUAGGUUACCAGAUUUCAAAUUACAAUGCUGCAGGUUACCAUUCAAGGGUACCGAAUGCGGUUGACUCAAAUUCAACUCCACCACAGUUGUUCGAAAGUCAUCAAUAUACUUCUAAAAGUAUUUAUGACAAACAUGCUCAACAAAUUGCAACAAAUCUCUGUUCAAAUGUUCCAGGGCCUGUUCCUCAGCAAGUAAGGUUAAGUCAUUUCCCAGACCAGAGCUUUACUUCUUUGAAUCAGAUGUUACCGUACACUAAACAAAUAUUGCCAACGUUUCGAGAUACGUUCCCAGGAGAGCAACAGUGGUCAAACCAAGCGGGGAACGUUCGUCCUAACGCGACCUUUCCAAACACUGAAAUAAUGACGCCAAAUCACCAAGUAACAGCACGCAGGAAUUCUGUUUCUAUAAACCAAACGCAUAAUGGAAAUGCAUCCUCCAGCAGUUCUCCCGCACAGAACAUAGGGACACAACAGCAUUCUGCCCUGCGGCAGACAGCUCCUAUGCAUUUAUCGCAGCUAUUUAGACAUUCUCCUUGUUAUGUUCAAACGAGCGCACAACGGUACAAUAGUGAAAUGCGGCUUCUGAUUACGCGUCAGGCUUCGAAAGAGUGUGUGCAGUUGUCCAGGCGCUGUGAGCAACCAUUGUCCUCUCCUCAUGGAUUCUCACAGGGUAGUAAUGUUCAGACAGCCAUUCCGCAGCAUGUGGAGGGAGUGCCAUCACAGCAUAGAAGAAUUGAGGCGUAUGAGGGGCAGACGUGCACUCGACUGAACAACCCACCUGCAACAGAGAGGGUACCAGUCAUGUCGAAGUGGACAGCUAAGGGCAAGGAACAAAUUAAACCGAAUUUAUCAUCGUCACCGGCAUCAAACAGCUUCAACAUUUCGCAGGGAACGUCAGUCGAUGGAACCUUAGCUCAACGAGCACCAUCUCACAUCCAAACUUCGAACCCCUAUGGCGAAGUUCAGGUUCAGCGUGUGUACAGUGAGUCACAAGGCACAUCCAGCAAUGAUAAACAACCAGUCAAUGUUGUAAACGAACCGAACACUUAUCUAACACAGCUUCCUAGCGUGAGUCAGCAGUCUCAACUAAUGGUCUCGCGUUCAAAUCAUGUAGUCUCCAUGUCAGAGCAAAGAUCAGUCCCUCAUGAAACUACCACAGCUAACACACUUCCGCAUGAUGCUACAAACCGAUUGGAAUCCAGCCAAACAUCGACACAUGUUACAUACUCUGAUAGAAACUUGAUAGGUGGAACGGUUGAACGCACUGUGCUUUUUAGUCAUGAAAAGGUCUCUGGGAGCGUCGUUUGAAACUUACAUUCGGGAGAAACGGAAGCUCAAGGGGAGAACAUCAGUAGCGACAACAAAACCUGGAAAACAACUCCCAAUAACCAGAAAAACAAUCCAGGAGAGGCUGAUUUACAUUUAACUGAUGUUGAUGUUGGGUAUGGAAAGGAGGAUUUAAGUAGCUCCAUUAAUUUAUGUGGAUCGGCUUCCACACAAAUAGGCACUUCAGACCAAGAUGAUGGUACGCACAAGACAUCCAAGGAUGUGUUCAAAGUACCAUCGAAAACACCUGGUGGCGCCUCAGAGGAAACAGUCCAAAGACUCAUAGGUUUACAAGGUAGAAUCACUAACUCGGAAAACUCUUCUGAUGACCGAUGUGCGUCAGCAGACUCUAACAGUGAAUUGACAGAUAGUGUUUCAAAGGAAGUUAGUGGCCAAGAGGAAAAAGAAAAGGUUGAACCACAAGUAGUAGCGAGUGAAGAACUUGACAGUAAUGGCAAAGAGGCUACAAACAGUUUGGAGGCUGACAAUAGUUUUCAAGACCUGUACGUAAAUCUUAUGUCCCCAGUUAUUCCAAAACUGACCAUGCCGAGGCGACGUCGUUCCAUCUCACUUGAGCGCAGCAUGGAGGAUGUCGGGGAUGCAUCAAGCACCUCCAAUGUAGCUGGGUCCUCAAAUGUCAAGGGUAACAGUGACCAAAAUAGUGACUUUGGAGCCUUACACGAACUAGCCGGGUAUGAAGAGGGUGCAAACGAUUUUUUAAGAAGGGAGCAAGAAAAAGAAAUAAUGUUCAGAACAGAACCUACUGAUGAGGCUGACAGCCAUGAACUUGAAAAUGGAACACUUGGUGGCAUUAGCAAGCAGGAUGGUGACAAUGACCACGACAGUACUUCUUCCAAGGAUACAGUUGAAGAAGAACAACAAGAUACUUGCAGUACUAAGGAUCACGAGAUGUAUACGCUGAUGGACUCAGAAAGUGCGACAUCGGAACCAAGCAGUUUAUCAUCAUCAGUCUCAAGGAACGAAGGAUCAGAAGAGAAAUUUGAUGUUACACCAAACGUCACUGUGGAAGAAUCACAGGGCACGUGCAGUACCAAAAAUCAGGAAAUAAAUACUUCGACAGAUUCAGUAUGUGUGACCGCACCACAAAGCAAGCCAUCCGCCUCAGUCUCAAUUACCCAGGAAGCUGUAAGGACCUCCGCUACUCAGAAUGAGAGAUUAGGGUUACCAAAGAACAUUGCGAAAGAAUCAGAACCUUUUGGAAGGGGCACUUCGAUGGAUCUUGACAAUUCGAAACGGGGUGAAUGUAACCCUAUGCCCCAAGCUAAAGGUUACGGGGAAGAUCAAAACGCGUGUGCAAGGCAAGGAAAUGUCUUCAAAGAAUCUGUAGAUACGCACUGUGAUACCGGAGAACCAUUAUCAACUUCUCCCUUGAAAGUAGAAACAAGCCGUAGCGAUUGCAUGAGUACAUCAUCAAGAACGGAUGUUAAAUCAGACGCGGAGCAAUGUAGACUGUUUGUGGUGAAUUCAAAAGGUCCACAUAAACAAGCCUCAGCCUUUCUUUCUCAAGUCUCGCGCCCCUUAGAGGAGACGUUGGAGCAGAACAAAGCAGUAUCAAAUUCUUUAGCAAAAAAUGGGCUAAAUGAAAAAAGGGCUUCUCCUAACAGUAUAAAAAAAUCCGAAGAGACAAACUUACUUCCGAUUCCUCGAGUUGCUCUGCGUUUUGAGAAUGGAGGCACUGUGGAGCUAAUGUGGGACUUACCUCCUGAUAGCAAAAUUGCGGAUGUAAAUUAUUUCGAAGUUUGUGCAAUAAUGGUGACUCUGAAUACACAGGGCCACCAGUUUGGUCGAUGGGUGAAAAUUGUAGAAACGAAACCAACUAAACUUCCUAUGGUAUAUAAAAUACGUAGUUUGUUGAGCAAAACGGCCUCACUUCAGAAUUUCGUAGUCCGGGCGAUUGGCAACAACGGACAACCUGGGCCUUACGUCUCACCAGCCGCUAUUUCAUAAUCAUGAUGUGUUUUGUUUGGGUGGUUAUUCGAUGCGUUUUACCCUGAGCAUUUUAUUAAUCCUGAUUCAUUUGCUCAUUGCUCGUCCUAAAAUUUUCAUGGUAGAACCUAUUGUAAUUGUCACUGUGUAGAGCUGGCCUACAGUUAAGGUUCUGUUGAAAACUAUUUUUAAAAAGAAAUGAGAAUAUGUGUGCUAAUUGAGCCCAGAUAGAAAAGUUUUUGUUUCAUAGUUAUAUUUUCAUACGGUUAGUGGAAAGAAAUACUUCUUAAAAAUGUUUCAACUCGGAACAAAAUUGAUCUUUUUGUUCUUUUUCGCUUUGAAAUUAUGUCUGGAAAGCGUUGUUUUAAAUAGUUUUGCCAAUAAAAUAUAUUUUGUCGGAA